Molecule: messenger RNA, 2762 nt
Organism: Culex pipiens pallens (northern house mosquito)
Lineage: Eukaryota; Metazoa; Arthropoda; Insecta; Diptera; Culicidae
Product: tetratricopeptide repeat protein 39C-like
Exons: 5
Coding region: 102-2393 (763 amino acids)
Biological process (GO): cilium assembly
Molecular function (GO): protein binding
Source: RefSeq, a predicted model, not a curated record
UUCCAGAUUUUCGUACGACUUUCUUAAAAUUUCCACUCACUUCCUCGACUGUCCGUAUUUUUAUGCUGCAAGUGUGACAAACAACUGCGAGUGCCGCAGACAUGGCCUCGUCGGAAGCUCCACCCCUGUCAGGACUGCAGGACUGGGAGUACGUCAAGCAGGGCAUCGCACUUUGGCUCAACAACCAACCGAAGGCGGCCGAGGAGAGCUUCAAAAAUCGCGAAUCCAGCGUGCACAUCGUCGCCGGGCACACGUUUAUCUCGUUUAUGAACGCCAUAAUUUCGUGGGAAACGGACAAGAUGAACGAGGCCCAGGCCCUGCUGCGGGAGCUGGAGAAAAAGUGCGCCGGCGACAUCGGUUGGCUUCGGACGAUGCGGACCAAGUUGUUUGGCGGCGGCAGCGGCGACCCCCAGAAAUCGUUGGCCGCGACCUUGGAGGAGCAGAUCAUCCUGGCAGACACCCAACUGUGCCUGGCCAUUCUGGUGUCGCUUAGCCAGGACAUUGGCGGCUUCGUCAAGGGCGGUUGGCUGCUGCGCAAGGCCUGGAAGGUCUACCAGCACACGUACGGGCAAAUUUAUCAGCUGUACUGCCGGGUGGUGAAGGUUCCGGAGCAGGAUGAGGAGGAGGAGAUGGUGGCUGGCCCUCAGGCGCCACUUCGGCACAAGCUGGACGUGGGACGGCUUGAGCUGGGAACGCCGUCGUCCGUGGAGUGGACCGUGCCCAACUCGGUGCUGCAGACGCCGGACGGGAUUGAUGAUAACGAAAUCCACCUAGCCAUCGCCCGUCCCAGCACCGAGGAUCUCCGCCGGGAAAUCUCUAGAUCGCGCACAUUGUUUUUCGCACAAAGCACCGAUCAGACCAGCGCCGUGGACAAACCUGAACCUCCACCGGAAGACCCCAGCAGCGGUAGCACCACCACCACCGGUGGCAGCUGUGGCAACGUCAAAAGGAGCCUAACCACCCAGUUUGAGGGAUUCGAUCUUAACCAGCAGAGCUCGCAGAGUUCCAGUCGACGGGAUUCCAAUGGGGAGCCAACGCCGGCCGAGAUGGCAGCAAAGACUUGCCGGGAUAAUUUGAGACUUGAAUUUGAGGGGUUCAGUACGAAGCUUCGCGGGCGAAACGGAUUGAACGGGUUCCGACCGAGGCCACCGCCGGAACCGGUGAACCACGAAGGGGAUGGUGUUGGGCCCGGUGGAUGCGAGGACCGGCCAAUCGAUCCGGACGACGUGCGGCGGUUGAUGGGCGCGGUCAGCUUCGGUUACGGCGUGUUCCAGCUUAGCAUCUCGUUGCUUCCGCCCAGUUUGCUCAAGUUGAUCAGCUUUCUGGGGUUCGAGGGGGAUCGAGCGAUGGGAGUGGCCUGUUUGAUGCACUCGAGGAUCAGCUCGGACAUGCGGGCGCCACUGUCCACGUUGGGCCUGCUGUGGUACUACACGAUCGUGACGCCGUUUUUCGCGCUGGAUGGGUCGAACUUGCACCACGAGAUCUGCUCGGCGCAGGAGCUGAUCGACGAGUCGAACGAUCAGUUUGCCAAGUCUUCGCUGUUUCUGUUCUUUAGGGGAAGGGUCGAGCGGUUAAAGUCCAACAUAAAGGAAGCGAUUCAGGCGUACGAGGUAGCGUACCGAUCGUCGGCUCAGCGCGAGAUCAAGCUGCUUUGUCUGCACGAAAUUGGCUGGUGUCGACUGAUCCAACUGGACUACGGCAAAGCUAUGAAGAACUUCAAGGAGUUGAGACGUUGCAGCCUCUUCUCCAAGAGCUUCUACGCGUACCUGACCGUCAUCUGCCAGGGCGCGCACGGGUACUUUGACGAGCUGGUCCGCUGGCAGACGGAGAUCACCGAGCUGCUGAGUCGAUCCACUCAGAAAGAGUCCCAGAUCGAGAAGUACAUCGCCCGACGGUGUUCGAAGAUCCCACGCGCAGAAACGGAACAAGAAAAGUUCGACCCUCUGUACUGGCGUCUGCUGGUCUACGAGAUGCUGUUCAUGUGGAACGCCCUGAACAGCUGCCACGAGUCGACGCUGCAAGCGAUCGUGCAAGACUGCGGUAAGCCGCCGGAAGAACUCAACGAACCCUCGAUCGGUCUCGGCCGGUUGAUCCUGGGAGCUGCUUUGGUCUGCCUCAAACGGUACGAGGAAGCGAUUCGAGCGUUUCGCGAUUGUAUCGAAGCGCGGACCGACGAAGGGGUAGAACUUCAGCAGGACGUACACAUUUCGGCGUUCGCCCACUACGAGCUGGCCAUGUUGUUGCUUCGAAAGGAGGAUGAUGACGAAGACGAAGGAGAGGCCAGGGAAGAAGCGAAGCGGUUGCUGGUGUACGCGCAGCUCAAUUACAAAAGUUUCGAUUUCGAUAAUCGAAUCAACGUCCGAAUACAUUCCGUGCUGAGGAAGCUUAACUGAGUGGCGACGAGCUUACUAGGCGAAGUAGAUAGACAAGCUUGGUAAUUCCAGAAAUCGAUGAUAAAAAGUUGAUAGAUUUUCCAACCAUAGUUAAAUUGUCCGUUACGUUAGUCCAAUCCAGCAGGUUUACUGGAGUAUAAAAUGUUAAUGAAAUUAUUGCUUGUAAGAGGGAAAUACUUCAUCGGUGCCUUACUUGUUACUAGUCGGAGAGAUUAAAAUAAGCUAGCGAAUGCGCGUAUGUUAGAUAAGUGUAGCUUUUGGAAAAGUCCAGGAAAAUGUUUUCAAUGCAAAGACUAAACAAAGUUGUUAUUAAACCAACAAGUGGCUAUGUGUAAAAAGCAAUCCAAUAUAUUUCUAAUAAAGGUUAAA